UUAGAGUGAAGUGCAAAAGAAGUGGCAAUAUCAAAUAAACACACGCACACAUACCUCCUAAUACUGCAUGCGUUAACCAAUAGUAAAAAAGACAUUCUUUGGAUCAAGCCGUGUGAAAAACCGUUAGCUAAUCAUUUGCAUUUUGCACCAUGUGAUUUUCUUGGUGUUUAUCCUUCCAGGCAUUUAUUUGCGCACAAUACCAAAAAUUGUUGAGAAGUUCUUUAGUCAACACUGCAAUUCUUCCGACUAUAAAACAGCCAAUUGUGGAUGAUCACAACAACAGCCAUCGUUUGACCUGCAAAGUUGAAACUUCAGAUAAAGAGUAAAAAAAAUUAAUAUAAAAAAAUUAUAACAAAAAUGCCUUGUCCAUGUGGAAGUGGUUGUCAAUGCGGCACUCAGCCAAAGACCGGUAAUUGCGGUUGUGGUUCGGCUUGUAGGUGCUGUGCUUGUGGAAGUGGUUGCAAAUGCGCUACACAAUCUCUGAGUGGCAGCUGUGGUUGCGGCAAUGGCUGUAAAUGUGGGCAGUAAUGCGUUUAAAAUUUCAUGUUUUGAAAUAAUAAUAAAUAAAACGGAAAACAAUUAUGUUUGUGUAAUUCAGUAGAAAAGUUUAA
Ceratitis capitata (Mediterranean fruit fly) is the source of this 611-nucleotide messenger RNA. RefSeq names its product metallothionein-1-like. The coding region runs from base 358 to 528 and encodes 56 amino acids. The transcript is spliced from 3 exons. The record is from RefSeq and is a predicted model, not a curated record. Gene Ontology annotation, molecular function: metal ion binding. NCBI's taxonomy places the organism in Eukaryota, Metazoa, Arthropoda, Insecta, Diptera, Tephritidae.